CCAGCCUGGGGCUGCUCCCGGCCUUCCCUCCCUGCACAUGCCGGUCUGGGCAAAUCCCAUUGUUCGACAUUUUCCAGUUCAUCUGGAAAGCAAAUGCAAUUAUCUCCUGUCCAGCCAAGGUUGAUUGGGGCUAUUUAUUCGAGGCCUUGAGCGGGGUCGGGGGUGUAGCGAAUUCCGGCGCAAAUCCAACCGCGGCCGUAAUUGGGGGAAUGUGAGGGGCAGCCGCGGGCACAGCGGGCACAGGAGCCGCUCCGGCUCCUCCUAAACGCCGAGCCGAGCGCUCCUAAAUGAUCCGAGCACUCCUAAAUGAUCUCGUUAGCGGCGGCAAUCAGGCUGGGAAUUGUCCGUGCGGAAAAAUCCGGCGGGAGGGCGACGGGUCCGGGCUGGGAUUCAGCUGCUGGCGAGGGGGUGGAGGGUCCUGUCCCUGCAUCCAGCCCGGCUGGGAAAUUAGGAGAAAACCUCCUGGCCUGUCCUACUGGAAGCGCAUUGUCGUGGUGGUGACAGCAGCAGCGGUGCCAUUUUGGGUUCAAGUCGCAGCUUUUGCCCGUUUUCCCGAGCUCGAGCAGGCGGUGGCCACCUCUCCCCUCCCAGAGGCAACAACCUGCUUCCAAAUCGCUCUUUGUGUGCAAAGUAGAAUUUCAUGGAAAGCGUUGGGCGAAGGGAUGAAAAUGUUUUGAAACGAGGCCGGGUCUGGGGUUUGCUCCCCCCGGGCCCCGCAGCAUCCCGGUGGAACUCGGUACCCGGCUCUGCCGUUGCCAUGGGAACACCAUUCCCAAAUUCAGCCGGAUGAGUCGCAAAAUCUGCUCUGGGUUUGAAGGCAAAUCCCUCUUUCAGGAGAGCACCCGGGAGCGCGGGAGGGGUUACGGUGGAGGUCGCGCAGCCCUGCCCGGGGGCAGGGGAGCCACCUCGGUGGUGUUCAGCUGCCAGGAGAAGGGAACAGGAGCGCCCUACGCUGCCAAGAUCCUGAAGAAGACGAUCGACAAAAAGAUCGUGAGGACGGAGAUUGGGGUCCUGCUGAGGCUCUCACACCCCAACAUCAUCAAGCUGAAGGAGAUUUUCGAGACGCCCUCGGAGAUCGCGCUCGUCCUGGAGCUGGUGACGGGGGGAGAGCUCUUUGACAGGAUCGUGGAGAGGGGGUUCUACAGCGAGCGGGACGCGGCUCACGUGGUCAAGCAGAUCUUGGAGGCAGUUUCGUAUUUGCACGAAAACGGGGUCGUCCACCGGGACCUGAAGCCGGAGAACCUGCUCUACGCAGACCUGUCCCCCGACGCGCCCCUCAAAAUCGGUGACUUCGGGCUCUCCAAGAUCGUGGACGAGCAGGACACCAUGAAAACGGUCUGCGGGACGCCGGGGUACUGCGCCCCCGAAAUCCUCCACGGGUGCCCCUACGGCCCUGAAGUGGACAUGUGGAGCGUGGGCGUCAUCACCUACAUCCUGCUCUGUGGCUUUGAGCCCUUCUUCGACCCCCGGGGGGACCAGUACAUGUACAGCCGCAUCCUCACCUGCGACUACGAGUUCGUGUCCCCGUGGUGGGACGAGGUGUCCCCCAACGCCAAGGACCUGGUCAGAAAACUGAUCGUUUUGGACCCCCAGAAGAGGCUGACGGUCUACCAGGCCCUGGAGCACCCCUGGGUCACCGGGAAAGCCGCUAAGUUUGCUCACAUGGACAGCACGCAGAAGAAGCUGCAGGAAUUCAAUGCCAGGAGGAAACUGAAGGCUGCCAUGAAGGCCGUGGUGGCCUCCAGCCGCCUGGGCAACCACGGGCACCACGACGGGCGCAGCCAGGGGGGUCCCCGGGGCCCCCACCCGCCCCAGGGCUCGGGGACCGCCGGCCCCGGAGCCACCACGGCCAGCGAGGACCUCGGCGUGUUCCAGAGCGACCACCCCGCCGUGCCCCCCGUGCCCCUGCCCGGCGCCGGCUGCCAGAGCUAACGGGGUCACCUUCCACCACCAACACCCGCCGAGCCCCGGGGGGAGCCGGGGGGGGCCGUGAGAGCCCCGAGCCCGUGGUUUGAACUGUGGGACGUCCUUCUUUUGUGUCCUGUUCCCGUGAGUCGUCCCGGUCCUGUCCAUGCGUGUCUGUGCCCACCUGGCUCCGGGGGGACCGGGCGGGGCUGGGAUGUGACUCCUGGGAUGUGACUCCUCUUCCCACGGUCUCCGGGCUUGGAAAGGUCCCAAGUGGCUUAAAAACGAGGAGCAAAGAGCGGCACAAAGGAUUUCUCUCCCCUCCCCUCCAGAGGCAGUGGGUUGUCUUUGAGGGGUUUGUACGUUCCUGUAAAUAGUCCUGGGAGGUUUAUCUCUUUAGAUUAUUGCUGCCCCUUGCUGUGAUGUCUCCAGUGCUGUCACCAGGCCCAGCUGGGGGUUUGCUGCUGUGUUAGACGAGGUUUCAGGAGCCUCUGAACCCAGAUUUUUGAUCCUCUCUGGAGAAAAGUGUGUGCCAGUGGUUCCCUUGCCAUCCCUAGUUGGCGGCUGACCUCCAAUUUGUUUUUCUUCCACCUGGUUUUGUGUGUUCCCACCUCGUCUCGCUGUGGAUUCAUGGUGGUGGUGGGGUUGUCGUGGAACUGGGAAUGCUGGUCUGGCCUCUCCUUGGCACUCCAGGUCAGCAUUUACACAACAGUUUUAAGGAAGAACAAGCAACCCUUUCUAGGGUGCUUUGUGGGAGGCUGUAACUGCUGUGCCCUGAGGGAGGAAAAUGAGUUUAUACCUACUUGGGUUGUUUGUUUGUUUUUUAACGAAAUCAGGGAACAAACCUCUUGAAAAGAAAUUUUCUAGGCAGCACUUACCGAGCAUUUUCAGAUUUUAAUACAGAACAAGUGACCAGACAGGAAAAGCCAUAUUCCACCUGGGAAUUACAGAGAGCUGGCAGCUGCACAGCCCCAGCUUGGGGGGGUCCAGCAAGGUUUGAUUCCUGAGGCAGUCCAUGGCCUGCACCCCCACGGUCUGGGUUUAUAGCAGCGUGUUCAGGGCAAAACCCCACCUGGAGGAGAGUCAGUGUGUGCAGGAGGUUCAAUCCCCCAGGACAGGGGUGCAGAACUGAACAGCUGAUACAGGAGGGGCAAAAACGCCCCAAAAUGGGUGUUUUGCCGAAGCUGAAGCCGCGGUGACGGGCCCAGGGGUGACAGAGCAGGGUCAGCAGGGCCAUCAGAGCACAGGAGGAAAACGUGGCAUGAGGAUUUUGUGUUUAUUUGCAGCACAGGCAGAAAUCAAAAGGGCUCCGUGGAAGGGCUGAUCCACCGUGUGGAGCUCAGUGAUGUUUAGGGAGCUUGUAAAGCCAAACACAGAGGAGAAAUAGGAUGUUCAGGGGGGGGUUUUACUUGGAAAAAUAUUAUGUCUUGAGCAGAACUGGCCUUUUUUUAACUGAGUUGUACCUGUGUGGGAUGUCACGGGGGAGGACGUGGACACUGAGCCCGUGGGAUGCUGCAGCACCAGGAAAUUAUCCCUUUUUCUUUGCAUUUUGCAGCAGGGGCAAGUUUUUUCUCUCCUUUUUCUAAUACCGAGGGCUGACCUUUGCAGUGUGUUCUCAUCUCCAGCCUCUGUCCCACCCUUUGUUGUGUCCUUCCAGCUCCGUGUUGUCUCCAUGUGCUCCAGUGGGACCAGAACCCCACCUUGAACCUUGUUGUUUAUUAACCCGGGUUUUAAAGACUGUUUUAUAUCCUUUGACAUGAAAGACUGAUUAAAGCACCUUGCAGGACCAGGCUGGAGUGCUCAGCACCCCCAGAGCCUGGGAAGCAGGGACUGGUGCUGGGAAUGGCUGAGUGACAU
Molecule: messenger RNA, 3762 nt
Organism: Neopelma chrysocephalum (saffron-crested tyrant-manakin)
Lineage: Eukaryota; Metazoa; Chordata; Aves; Passeriformes; Pipridae
Product: calcium/calmodulin-dependent protein kinase type IV-like
Exons: 11
Coding region: 787-1932 (381 amino acids)
Biological process (GO): protein phosphorylation
Molecular function (GO): calmodulin binding; ATP binding; calcium/calmodulin-dependent protein kinase activity
Source: RefSeq, a predicted model, not a curated record